Corapipo altera (White-ruffed manakin) is the source of this 5971-nucleotide messenger RNA. RefSeq names its product protein kinase cGMP-dependent 1 (gene PRKG1). The record is from RefSeq and is a predicted model, not a curated record. The transcript is spliced from 18 exons. Bases 53 to 2113 code for a protein of 686 amino acids. Lineage: Eukaryota; Metazoa; Chordata; Aves; Passeriformes; Pipridae. Gene Ontology annotation, molecular function: cGMP-dependent protein kinase activity; ATP binding. Gene Ontology annotation, biological process: protein phosphorylation.
GGGAGGGGGAAAGUUGCCGGGAGCGGCGAGGGGCGAGCGCGGCGGCAGGACCAUGGGCACUUUGCGGGAUUUACAGUACGCGCUGCAGGAGAAGAUCGAGGAGCUGCGGCAGCGGGAUGCGCUCAUCGACGAGCUGGAGCUGGAGUUGGACCAGAAGGACGAACUGAUCCAGAAGCUGCAGAACGAGCUGGACAAGUACCGCUCGGUGAUCCGGCCCGCCACGCAGCAGGCGCAGCAGCAGAGCGCCGGCACCUUGCAGGGCGAGCAGCGGACCAAGCGCCAGGCGAUCUCGGCCGAGCCCACCGCCUUCGACAUCCAGGAUCUGAGCCACGUCACCCUCCCCUUCUACCCCAAGAGCCCGCAGUCCAAGGAGCUGAUAAAGGAAGCAAUCCUUGACAAUGACUUCAUGAAGAAUCUGGAGCUGUCCCAGAUCCAGGAGAUUGUGGAUUGUAUGUACCCCGUGGAGUAUGGCAAAGACAGCUGCAUCAUCAAGGAGGGAGAUGUGGGUUCCCUGGUGUACGUCAUGGAAGAUGGGAAGGUUGAAGUGACAAAGGAAGGAGUGAAGCUGUGCACCAUGGGGCCUGGCAAGGUUUUUGGGGAGCUGGCCAUCCUCUACAACUGCACCCGGACCGCUACUGUCAAAACUCUCGUAAAUGUGAAACUUUGGGCUAUUGAUCGGCAAUGUUUUCAAACAAUAAUGAUGAGGACUGGCCUCAUCAAGCAUACUGAGUAUAUGGAAUUUUUAAAAAGCGUUCCCACAUUCCAGAGCCUUCCCGAGGAGAUACUCAGUAAGCUUGCAGAUGUCCUUGAAGAGACACACUAUGAAAGUGGAGAGUACAUCAUCAGACAAGGAGCUCGAGGGGACACCUUCUUCAUCAUCAGCAAAGGGAAGGUGAACGUCACUCGGGAAGACUCCCCCAGUGAAGAUCCCGUCUUCCUCCGCACCCUGGGGAAGGGAGAUUGGUUUGGAGAGAAAGCCCUUCAAGGGGAGGACGUCAGAACAGCCAACGUCAUUGCGGCUGAAGCGGUGACGUGUCUGGUCAUAGACAGAGACUCCUUCAAGCAUCUCAUCGGGGGCCUGGAUGACGUUUCCAACAAAGCUUAUGAAGAUGCAGAAGCAAAAGCAAAAUACGAAGCCGAAGCUGCCUUCUUUGCCAACCUGAAACUGGCCGACUUCAACAUCAUCGACACCCUGGGAGUCGGAGGCUUCGGCCGAGUGGAGCUGGUCCAGCUGAAGAGUGAGGAGUCCAAGACGUUCGCCAUGAAGAUCCUGAAGAAGCGUCACAUCGUGGACACGCGGCAGCAGGAGCACAUCCGCUCCGAGAAGCAGAUCAUGCAGAGCGCCCACUCCGACUUCAUCGUCAGGCUCUACAGGACGUUCAAGGACAGCAAGUACCUGUAUAUGUUGAUGGAAGCCUGUCUGGGGGGAGAGCUCUGGACAAUUCUCAGGGACCGAGGUUCGUUUGAGGACUCCACGACCAGGUUUUACACGGCGUGUGUGGUGGAAGCUUUUGCCUAUUUGCAUUCCAAAGGGAUCAUUUACAGGGACCUCAAGCCAGAAAACCUCAUUCUGGAUCACCGAGGUUAUGCCAAACUGGUCGAUUUUGGCUUUGCAAAGAAAAUAGGAUUUGGAAAGAAAACAUGGACUUUUUGUGGCACCCCGGAGUACGUGGCCCCCGAGAUCAUCCUGAACAAAGGUCAUGACAUUUCAGCAGACUACUGGUCACUGGGAAUCCUAAUGUAUGAGCUCCUGACUGGCAGUCCCCCUUUCUCAGGCCCAGACCCCAUGAAGACCUAUAACAUCAUAUUAAGGGGAAUAGACAUGAUUGAAUUUCCAAAGAAGAUUGCCAAAAAUGCUGCUAAUUUAAUUAAAAAACUAUGCAGGGACAAUCCAUCAGAAAGAUUAGGGAACUUGAAAAACGGCGUGAAAGAUAUCCAAAAGCACAAAUGGUUCGAAGGCUUUAACUGGGAAGGGUUACGGAAAGGGACACUGACUCCUCCCAUAAUACCAAGUGUCGCAUCUCCAACGGACACGAGCAACUUCGACAGCUUCCCGGAGGACAGUGACGAGCCACCCCCUGACGACAACUCAGGAUGGGACAUAGAUUUUUAAAUGUCUUUCUCUUACCUGCUUCUGCCUUGCUGAGGACAGCUUUCCUGGGACGUGGCUGCCAGCGAAACCAAGAGAACGGAACUGGGGAGGAUUCGUGCUCGGGGUCACCAUGAUGCCUUGAAUGAUGCUGCUACAGGAACUCCAGUGGCAUUAGGACUUACUGCUUAGAUGACAAUAGUGCUCUUCAUGUUUUCUGUUCGAACACAACCUGGGGGUUGACAUGGUGGUCCUGACACAGAGCCUUUCACCGGUAGAGAAACAUGUUUUCUGUCACUGCGGAGGUCUUGCUACGCUCUUAAUUAUCAAGGUCAGGAGAUACAUUGUGUAAGACACACCCAAUUGUAGCUGCGAGGUACUGGCUUUAUCAGUAGGAUCAGUAGUAAUUUAUUCAGUGCUGUAGCCAAAUACAGUGCAGGAUUUGGGCUAUUCCCACCCUCACAGCUCCGUAGGGCUCCCUCCCAGUGUCGGAGCGGAGGAGGCCACGGCGGGCCCAGCCAAAGAGUUCAUGUCAAAGCAGUGGUGAAAUGUGUCCUUCUCCUUUCUGAGCAGAACCACGACAAGACUGAAUGUUACCUUUCCUCUUUGAUUUGGAGAGUUUUUUUUUUGUUGAGCCUGGUAGAACAAAAGCACAACUGCUCGAGAUCCUGUGAAGGCAGAUAUGGGUCAUUUCUCUCACGCUGCAACACCACCUUUGGGGUUUGUUUUUUCCUUUCCCUUGGUGCAAAUACAUCCCUGCAUGAAAACAAAAAUCACGAAACUAAUCCGUUUGACAUAUAAAACAGUGCUUGGAUCACGGUCCUGUAACAAGGCGACAGCAGCCCACUGGCCUUGUCCAUUUAGGCAUAAAAUUAAGCUCGACUUUGACCUCUUUAGAACCCAAAGGGAAAACAUAAGACCUGUAAUGUCCUUUUUAGGUGCUAUGUCCAUCCCUCACCUGGUCACUCAACCACCUUUUGAGAGAUAUGUAGCAAGAGGCUUCGUUCUCCGUCGCUCUUGGAUGAUCCCACGUCUCCAUGUCUCCAUCUCCUCCGUGUUUAGUACAGAGCUCAUUAAAAGCCAAGUACUGGGCCAGUUUGCUGGCUCUGGUGUAAUACUGCCUGUAAAAAUGGAAUCCUGAUGCCUCUCCAGGCUAAGGAAAGUCCAUGGAAUUAAAUGGAAAGGCGAUAUUGGAUGUAUUUGUGCAAGGUCUCCAUGUCGCCGGCGCGAGUUCCCCGAUGAUCAUGUUUAGGGCACUGUAACGGCCACAACCAUCAUGUGGAAAAACAGCCUGGGGAAAACAGUAUCAGGAUAUGCUUUUCCCUGACUUCCACUGCUUUUCCUUUGCUUGAAUACAGUCUCCUCUGAUUUAUAGGCCGUAAUUCUGUCCUGGAUGCCCGUCUGUUGACUUCAACUAUCCCGUUAUCCAACAAAACCCAUCAGGUUUUGGUCUCUCUAGGACCGAAAAAAAUCAUGGUAUCAUAGAAUAAUGGAAUGGUUUGGAUUGGAAGGGACUCUAAAGACCCUGUCAUUCCAAGCCCUGCCAUGGGUGAGCAGGUUCUGCCCUGUUUCAUCUCAGCGCUGCCCAGAGCUGAGAGUGGGGAGAUCAGCUCUUGCUGAGAAGGACUUUUGCCCACAUACUCCGUGGAAAAUGUCUGUUUUAGCAGUAAAAUAUUAUUUCCCUGAUGCUAAAUCCCAACUGUUAUCCAUGUUUGUGAUGAAAGCAACUUCACAGAGUGUAUUAUUUGACAGCAUGGACCGUGUCCUGCUGUUUGCCAGCAGACAUGAGCUGGCUCACCUUUGGAACCAGUCUGUGGCACAGGAUUUCCUUCCCGGUUUUCCAGAGGGUGAGGCAGCACGGCUGACACAGUCACUUCAGGUUGUUUCUGCUGUUCUUUAAUCAUUGGAACUUUGUCUGCCUUCCAAACCAUCGGGAAAAGGCAGUAGCUCCUGGCUUUUCCCCCUUUAUCCGAGGGAUGGACGACACUGAGAGCCAAGGCUGAGCACUAGGGCUAAAAUAUCCACCAGGCAUCUGAGAGAACAGGCCUAGCAGCCAAAUUCUUCACUCACACCUCCCUGGAGUUUCACUCAACAAGGAGAACUUUCUGUAGGAAUGUAGAGAGGAGUUUGUCCCAAAACGAUGACACUCGUGCUGUGGCAGGCAAGGGGUUGCUGGGUGGCAAAAGCACCACGAGGAUUUGGGGGGGCAACUGAAAACACGACAGGAAGGAGGGUUUGAAAUGGGCUCUUUUCUUUUUCCUGUCCCUUUUUCCCUGUGCCAAGCACAGGAAUCAAUACCUGUACUGAAUAUGAGUUUAUUUUAAUAUCAAACCCCUCACUCGACUCCCAUCACCUCUCCCAAGCAUUAACACCACACUAUGUAUAUGAUAAAAGCCUUCAUUUAUAAUAAUAUAUUUAAGUUGCUUUAUAUAUAUAUAUAUAUAUAUAUUCACAAGGGAUUGCCUCUGUGUUUCCACUUUGUGUCCUUAUUUCUUUGUCUCCUUCCCUAAUCUAUGGGAGGAGGGUGUAUUUAGGCUCCCAUAUUCCAGCUGAAAUCAGCUCCCAUAUUUCAGAGCAGGGUGUUGAUUGGUGUCAUGACCACAUGGCUGAUCCGUAGCUUCUCCCAGCGCUGCAUUUCCCACAGCAAACUCUUCUUUUCCAACAGGACCACGAGCGACUAUUUCUGUAAAUAGGUAUUUUCGUGUCGGUAUUUUGUGGUACACAUUGAACUUUUUGUUCUUUUCCAGCCCCAUGGCAUUAUUCCUUCAUUUCCUUAUUUGUAAUGUAAUGUUUUUAGCUCAAGGUAGACUUGAAUUAAUGUCAUAUUUGUCAGUAUUAUUAAACUUUAUGUCAACUGUCCUGUUAACUCAUCUGUCCCAUAGUUUGAGAACAUGACUAGCUAUCUGGCAUUGUUGCAAGUGCCUUAAAUCCAUGGCAUCUUAUAAAAAAAAAAAAUGACAAAUUUGGUGUUAUGCUGCAUGACAAAGACAAACACACCUCAAACUGUCGUCCUUUCUUAGCUUGCUGCGUUUUACAGUUCUUUCUGCGACCGGUUUCUAAGCCUUUAUUAUCUAAAACUGACGAAUUACAGAAAUGAUGAAGUCGUUCUCUUAUUUCUGUUCAAUGUACCAGAGCUGUGUAUCUGUUAAUGAGAUACAGAGUCAUUUCUGUGAAAUGUAUAAAUGUUAUGUGCGGGUCAAAUUCCUCUCUGACAUCCUAGCAGUCCGUAGACAGGUAUUCCUGUUCCGCUGAGCCCUGCAGAUCCCACCCGUCGUGCCGUCCCGUCUUACACGACCCCCCUCGAGGAAUCUCCCACCUGGAAAAAAAUCUACUCGCUGUGAACCCAGCCUGCCUUUUUUUUUUUUUUUUUUUUUUUUUACCCUAAAACCCCGAGGCAAAGGCGCAGCUCGUUUGCACCACUCAACAAAACAGUGCUUUCCCCUCCCCGAUCCCCUCCGUCCUCAGCCACCGCCGGGACGAGCCCUCGGUGCUCCCGCGGAGCUGCCAAGCUGGAAGCUCCUCAUCCGCAGCUCCCCAGCCCUGACACCGAGACUUGGGCGCCUUGAGGGCUUUCUCAGCAAAAGGGGAAAUUCCCUCUCACCCCAACCCCGGCUUAUGCUGGUUUUUACACCAUCCCUUUGGUUUGUAUCCUUAUUUCCCCCAGCUUUCUUCUUCCACGGGAGAGGUUUUGUUUGUCGGACAGAUGUCGGUCACCCCCCGCUCGGUGGCCGCUUGCACUCUUUUGAUGUUGACUGAAGAACUUUGGGUUUUUUUCAUAAACUUUAACUGCUUUUGUUUGGCUCUGUACUUUCCCUGCAGCUGUAAUUGCCGAGUGCCUGUUGUAUACUUUAUAGAGUUGAAAUAAAAAUAAUUACUUUUGAA